GUCAGCGCCCCGUUGCAUUGUGGGAGUUACAGUGUGUGCCACAUCUCCGCUCCAUAAAGCAACUUUGUCCAGUCAGAGCGAGCCAGCGGGAUGGAUUAAACUCCUCUCCUUUGGAAGAGUUUACUUUCAUUCUUUUUCUUUAUUAACUCCUUUGUCGACGCUAAACCAACAGACUCACAGGACACGAGAAAAUAAACUUCGACAACUGGAGCUAACAGGGAAUGGCUAGUUAGACGAACCGUGGAGGAGAGUAGCUAACCGAGCUAACAACAGCCAUGAGAAAAGUGUGAUUUCGUUGAGUAAUUUGAUCGCAGACCUCGUAAAUAGGGUUUUAGGAUGUCACUUUUGAUAACUAGGAACUCGUUUCUGUUUUUAGAAGCUGCAGCACGGGACACUAUGAGGGACAAAAAGCUGAAUUUGGGUUUGAAAUGGAUAUCAGCAUUCAGUUAAGGUCGAUUAGUGCUUUUAUUCUUAUUUUUCACCCUAAAUCAAAUGUGUGAAAUGAAGAUCUUGACGCAGUGAUCGCGUUUCGAAUGAUCGAAGCAUGUCCGGCUCGGGAAGUUUCUCCUCCUAUCUGGGUGUGGAGGACCCUCAGUGGCUCUGCAUGCUGACCCUGUUCGUCGCAUCCCUGGUUACUCUGACGCUGCAUUUCGCUCAGUAUUUGCAACACUGGCUGGUCGGAAACAAGCCGCCGCCGGCUGCAGCGCAGGAGGGAGAGGAGGGAGAGGAGGAAGCGGCCGCCCUGCUGGGAUGGGCGCUGUCUCUGAAGAGCUGGAAGGCACAGUGGAGGACGGUUUGGUGCAGAGCUUUGAAUGACAAAUCCAGGGAGCGCGAGGGAAAUGUCUUGCUGACGUUUGAGGAGGACAGUCUGGAGGCUUCUGAUCUCAUCCUGAGCAAAGUGUCCAGCUUCCAGAAGUCUGCUGGAAGCAAGAUGGCUUGCUGCAGUGUGACUGGGGAGGAUCUGCAGUUUUCUGUCACUGCUGCAUCGCCAGCUGCAGCUGAUCCCUGUAGAUACACAGCAUGUAUGGCUUCACUGGAACUGCAGCUCCAUCUCCACUUGCAAGAAGCUGAAGAUGAGAUCCAGGUGAGCUGGAAGGUGUCUCAUCUGGAUGCAGAAGACCUGCAGCUGACGCCUGCAGACACUCAUGACACCAACAGCAGCUGCAGCACAGACGUCCUGAAGAAGCAGCUCGCAGAUCUUUUCUGCAGAACUCAUCCCUCCGUGCUGCUGAGCUGUAGAGCUGCUCAGGCCUCAGAGAUCCAGGACUCUUGCAAAAAAGGAGUGUCCCCCCCAAAGCCCCCACGUGCCCACGACUGGAAACUUCUAGUGAAGAACAUCAGAGCGACUCUAAACCAGGAGGACAGCGCUGCAGGCAGCAUGAACCCUCUGUGUGUUCUGUGGUUGGAUGACCCUCCGCAGAAGUUUAGCACCUCUGUGUUGAAGAACACACCGAGCCCAACAUGGGACCAGCCUUUUAUUUUUGAAUUGAAUGGACGAUCAAAAGAGCUGAAUGUUCAGGUGAUAAAUGACGGACUGCCUCAGGAAGACUCCUCACUGGGUCAGGCGUCUGUGCCUUUCGAUCUGGUGAAGAAGCAGCCCAAAGGACAGCAUACUUUUGCACUAAUGACCAAAGACAAAGUGACUGGAUCACUAACUACUGAUUUCACCUACCUGGACCCCAACGAGGUGAGGUCCUGGCAGCCUCCUACCCCAGCCUCCAGUAAAAGAGUGGAGAUGGACCGCACAGUCAUGCCCUGUGGAACAGUGGUCACCACUAUCACCGCAGUGAAGAGCAAGCCGGGACGCCAGCCACUUAACAUAGAUCCAGUUCAGAACUUGGCAGCGAACAAGCCAAAGAUCAGUGAACGCAGAGUGUCGGAGCAGGUUUCUAUGCUGGGGGGCAUCGUGAAUAAGGCCUUGUCGUCCUCUGACACUGAGCUGCUGAUGCUUAAUGGCACAGACCCGGUGGCAGAAGCAGCAAUCCGACAACUCCAUCAGUCUGCGAAGCAGAAGCUCAAGUCUCCUGUUAAGAAAAGUACCAUCAUUAUCUCAGGCAUCGCCAAAACCCCUUUGUCUCAGGAUGACGAGCUGGCUUUAAUGGCAGGCUACGCUGCAGCAAUGGACGCCUCGAUGUCAGAGAGCAGCUCUACUCAGGACAUGACCACCGCUAUUGUAUCAGGAACUAGUAGUCCUCCCGAGGAGUCCCAGCCUCAGGACGGGCCCACUGGAGUGGGUCAGCCUCCAGAUGACUGGGAGAGUCAGACCGGAGAGGAAAUGGACCACACGUCGCUGUCCAUGUGUGUCUCUGAGGCAAGCUGCAAGAAGACCAGAGGCAGCUUCCUUCAGAAGGGUGCCAGGCUCUUCUUCCGGCGACGCCACCAGAGGAAAGACCCGGGCAUGAGCCAGUCCCACAACGACCUGGUCUACCUGGAGUCUGCUGCCGCGGUGGAGCGGGCCAGCCGCACCGCCACCAUCGGCCGCAUGCUCAGCCGCAAGAGUAAGAGCAAGAGCAAAGCUAACGGCUCUGCUGCCACAGCGGAGCCGCACGAUUGAUACCAGAUGGCUGCCGACAUCUCCUCCACCUGAAAGCUAAACUGGCUAACAUCCAGCUCUGCAGCUCCGGCACUGUGAAUGUGAAGGCUGUGCUGAUGGAAGCGCCUUCUCUUCCCACCAUUUCUCUAAAGGAGGACACGUUCAUCGAAGUGUUGAAACAGAUGAUUGUCUGCAUGAUUCCUUUACUCUGAAGAGCCCGCUCCACACACAGGAGGGCGGUCCAGAGCCAGAGCGGUGUUUGUAACCUUCAGAGCGAUGACAGGACGCGCUCUGGUAACUUUAUGCACGAAACAUUCUCAGGCAGACACAGUGAGGGAAUUAAUGACUACUUUGACACUAAUUUUAGGUCCUAAAACAUUUCAUUUAAAGCAAACAACACAAACUUCUUAUUUUUAAUUAAAGUAUGGUAGUUCUGUUGUUUUAUUUGCUUUGUUUUCAUCUGUUCUCAGAAAGCUGUGAGACGAUUGCAGCUACAAAAUGUGGUGGAGGAAAUUAAGCAUUUAAACCUUUGAGUUUGUAGGUUUGCACACCUAAAAAGGAACUGACAGUCUGUCAUCCUGAUGGUUAUUUUGAACAAUGACAGACAGAAAAUCAAGAAAUCCUCUUUAAAGAAGUUAAGGAAACCUAUUUAAAUGUCGUUGAAGAGGAUAAAAAUCUGCACCUCCUGCUGGACAGAAUUAUUACUUUAUGACAAACCCUCAUUAUCAGCACAGAGGUCCGAUGUUUCUUGUUGAUGAUCAGGUUUCUGCACAUAUCAGGAGGAAUUCUGGUCUGCAAAUGACUCUAAAUCAUUCAGGUUUUGUUGGCUGUGGCUCGGUCACUCUGAGCUUCAGCUCUCCAUGUUUUCUAUAGGACUGAAGUCCAGAGUCUGGACCUGUCCAUGAGCUUGAUCCGAUUCUUCUGCAGACAUUCCUUGGAUUAUCUUGGCUAUGUUAUAGAUCGUGAUCCUGUUGGAAGACCCGUUCACCAUCCAUGCAAGUCUCCUGGUGGAGAGAAGGAGGUUCUCUCUCAGGAUUUGACACUACAUCGCUCCACCCAUCCUCCCAUCCACACGGUGAAGUAACCCUGUGCUGAAAAACACCCCCAAAGCAUAAUGCCUCCACCUCCAUGCUUUACAGUGGGGAUGGUGUUCUUGGAGUCAUAGGCAGCAUUUCUCUUCCUCCAAACGGUUCAGUGGAGGCCAAAGAGCUCUAUGUUGGUCUGAUCUGAACACAGAACCUUCUCCUGAUCAGGCUUGGAACCCUGAAGGUGUUCUUUGACAAACUUCAUACGGGUCUGCACGUGUGUCUUCUUUACCAGCACUGUAAGAUGUUAAAUCAUUGUAGUGUAAAGUCUUACUAAAGGUUUUCCUGGUGACUGUAACUCCAGAUCAUCAUCUAACUCCUGCUGUUGUUUUAGGACCAUUUCUCUCUGUUCUCAUGAUCAUAGAAACCCCUCCAGGUCAGAUCUGAGGUGGAUUGAUGCUCAUGUUCUUGGUACCAACAGUUGUGACCUUUAACCUCCAGCUUGUUGCUGGUUCUGUAGUCCAUUCUGGUCUUUUUCAGGUCUACAAUCUUCUCUCUUAAAUCCACUGAAAGCUCUUUAGUCUUUCCAUGUUGGAGAGUUUGGAGUCUGAGUGUGGACAGGUGUCUGUUCUACAGGUGAUCAGUUCAAACAAGUGUCUUCAGUUCAGGCGACGGGUUGAUUAGGAGAGUCUAACUGGUCUGUGUGAACCAGAACUCUUCGUGGCUACUAUCCCUGGUGCUAUCCUAGCUAUGUUGACAUUGGGAGUGGGGUCAUCUGGAAACCCUAAGAAUUGACUGUCACUGGUGUCCGUGGCAGACAUGACACGUUUGUCACGGGAGGGGUCACACGUCACUGUAAGGGCAGGGUCAUCUGGACCCCAUAAGAGAGCACAAGGGUUGUAAGAGUCCCUUGCUUCUUUAAAGUGGAUUUCUUGAUUUUCUUCGAGAUUUUCUGUCUCUCACUGUUCAAAUGAACCAUUGGGAUGAAAGACUGUUGGUUUCUUUUUAAGAGGGCAAACCUACAAAUACUUCUUUCAUCCACUGUAGUUAUUUGUAAAGAGAUUUUAGUGGCUGGCGUCACAGAAGUCACACCCUGAUUCAGCCGGUUGGGUCUGAUGACAUCUCCAGGCGUGGAAACGCCUCAGUCGCUCUCCUCAAAGUAACCCGUCUCCUUUUUGUUUGGUCCUCUUAAGGGAUUUGUCUAAAGGGAAUUUAGGACUGUGAGGUUCUCUAUUGCAGCUGGAGGAGCUCUCUGCUCCUCCAAUGUUCUCCCAGCUUGAACAAACGAAGCGUUUGAAAACAACCUGCUCUCUGUGUAAUACGGCUAAUGAUUGUAUUUGUGUCUGUGCAUCUGUCUGUGCUGCUGCGUUCUGCUCCGAUGUCCCAUGUGACCGACGUGACCCAAUCGCCUCAGGGUCACUGAGGAAUGAUGUUGUGCUUUCUCUAGUUCAGGGCUCCUCGACCCUGGUCCUCUGGCCGGUCUCCAGGUCCUCCUGCACUUGAUGCUGCUCAUUACCUGGAUCAGAACAUGGAAACACCUGAGUAAACUGGGGACCUCGAGGACCAGGUUUGAGCAGCUCUGAUCUAGACCAACCUGGUAGAGUCCAGCUCUGUCAGGUGUGCUGGUUCUGAAAGACCAGCAUCCGCUGCAUGUUCUGCAGUCUCUGAUUGAGACACCAAAGCACCUCAAAUAGUUUACCGGCUGUCUGCUCCACCUGAGGAUUGAAAACAGGUUUUUAUGAACGCCUCUUCAUCCAUGUGUGUUUUUGGUACAAACAUUUCAGCAUUUUCAUUUUAAAAUGUCCAGUUUGUAGAGGGAACCCUUCAGACUGAGGAUCAGAAGGGAAAGGGUGAUUAAGUUCCAGCUUUUGUGUUUUCUCCUUUUGCCCUAUGCACAGGCAGAGGCAGGUUUCUACUGCCCCCUCAGAGCAUCUGCCCUCCACUGCAGCCACUCCUAACUCUGCUUCAUCUUCAGCAAUAAAUCUGCAGUAAAGACUA
Molecule: messenger RNA, 5556 nt
Organism: Oryzias melastigma (Indian medaka)
Lineage: Eukaryota; Metazoa; Chordata; Actinopteri; Beloniformes; Adrianichthyidae
Product: C2 domain-containing protein 2
Exons: 13
Coding region: 545-2554 (669 amino acids)
Source: RefSeq, a predicted model, not a curated record